Orbicella faveolata is the source of this 4000-nucleotide messenger RNA. RefSeq lists its product as uncharacterized. Gene Ontology annotation, molecular function: protein dimerization activity; DNA-binding transcription factor activity, RNA polymerase II-specific; RNA polymerase II transcription regulatory region sequence-specific DNA binding. The record is from RefSeq and is a predicted model, not a curated record. NCBI's taxonomy places the organism in Eukaryota, Metazoa, Cnidaria, Anthozoa, Scleractinia, Merulinidae. Gene Ontology annotation, biological process: regulation of DNA-templated transcription.
AUACAUGGUAUCACGCAUUGGGCUCGCGGUGGGAUUCCAAAGGCCGCAACGCAAGUCCGGGUUUAGGAGGCCGAGCCGUUUGAAAGGUUUAAAGUGAGCGAAUUCGCCUCUCUUUCAGAUCGACUGUGCUGGCGAAGAUGGCGACUUGAAGAAUUCUGUGCGGUCCGUCGGUCGCUGUAACUAGCCGAGGAAGAUGUAAACGUAUCUAAUGCCAUAAGUUAUCGCGGAAGAGUAGUACAAUGAAAGCUAACGGUGGUGUAAACCCGGGUGGAAAAGACAGAAAACGUAAGAUUGCCAGCGAACCCGCGCGUGAACAAGAGAGGACGAAAGUGCCACAGAGUGCGUCUCGACGCCAUAGAGAAAAGAUAAAUGCAACCUUGGAAGAGUUAGGAGGUCUUCUUCCACUGCCUGAAGAAUCCAGGUCAAAGCUGGAUAAGCUCACAGUACUAAAAUUGUCUGUCAGCUUUUUUCAAACUCAAAAUUAUCUCCAAUCUGGGAAGAGAAAGAGAAGAGUGGACGAUGCAGCUGUGAAUGAGAUUACGAAACAACUUGAAAAGUGUAACAUCAAUGUCAGCGAUAUCUCUUUGGAGGCUUUGGAUUCCUUUUUCUUGGUCCUGUCAGAAACAGGAGAUGUUUUCUUUGCCUCUGAAAAUGUCUACAGAUACCUUGGAUACACGCAGACAUUUUUGAUGCACCAGAACUUCCUCAAUUUUGUGCAUCAUGAUGAUGCUGUGGGAUUUGAGAGAUGUUUGCGGCGGUCUGCAAGAGCAAGGAUUAUGGAGUUAGAUAGUGGACUUGGACUUGACUGUAAAGAAUUUGAAGAACAACCAAUUCCUCAAGUGUGUUUCUGUAGCAUCAAGUGUCAUGCUGGAAGACAGUCAAGCCACGUCAGUCCCUUUUAUUACAGGUCAUUUAAAUUUGAUGGCCACAUCAAGCCAUUGCUGAAUGGUAAGAUGAAGCAGUAUGGGUUAUUUGCUCUGUGUACUCCAGUCAAUCCUGCCAACCCUUUUACCAGUACUCCUAAAGAGUUACUUCAAAUGUACAGCUGUAAGAUGGGUUUGGACCUGAGGAUACGCAAGUUGGACAACAGGGGACAAAAGUCUUUGUUCUAUAGUGACAAGCAGGCAUUUAAUUUGUCAGGCUAUAUGGUUGCUCAUCCUGAUGACAUUCCAUGUUUGAUGUUGGCUCAUCAACAACUUACGGCUACUGGAUUCUGUGAAAUAGUGUUUCGACUGAGAAAUGGUCAAGGGGUGUAUCAGUGGGUGAGAGGAAGGGCAAGAACUCUGUGUGACAAAAAUGACAAGCCAGAGAGCGUUACUGCUGAUAAUGUUAUUUUGACCGAUGAACAAGGCCCUUACUUUCGAAAGGUUGUGUACGAAAUGCUCUGUGAAUGGAAGGCUAAGCAGAAAGGUCUUCCAUCUCCAGAGGGUGAAGAUGACAGCUCUCCUGCCAAUGGCACACUGCCUCCAACAGGGGGACCACCAGAGGCAAUGCUUCCUACAGGAGCACCACCUGCACCCGGACCCAGUGGACAGCUUCAAUCAGGUAGAUCAUGUCCACCAAGUGGGCUGCAUCAACUAGAUGGCCCAAACCCACCAAACAGGCCAUGUUCCUCAAGUGAAGCACAUCCACCGGAAGGACCACUGCUGCCUAGCAGACUGCUUCCUCCAAGCAGACCACUUGCACCAGGUAGACUACAUUCACCAACUGCACCACUUCCACCAUCAGCCAUUGAGACUGACAGCAUGAGUGGUGGACAAGGGUUGGCUGUCAUGCCUGAGGAAGACUUGUUAGAAGAUUCGAAGGACAUUGAGAUCAUCGAAUUCACUAGUCCAAGCACGGCAGUGGACAGUGGUGGUCCUGUAUUGCCAUCUUUUAGCCUCACAGCAGGCUCGUCGGAGUCGUGCAUGUUUAGUUCGCCUCACUUAAACCGGUCACCGGUGGAGGAGAAGCCGAACAUAGCACAGGAUGGAUCGAUUUACGGCUUUAAGACCGAACGAAGGAGUGGCGAUGCUACUCGCAUCGAAUCUAAACCGAAUCCGUCCGCAUAUGAACAAAUUAACCUCAUCAAGCAGUUCCUGAUGGGCGGAGAUCCUAACCCUCCAUCAAAUGUUCACCAAUCUGACAACACCGUUAGGAUAAACGGAGGAAGCCUUCAUGAUAUUCCUCCACUAUGGUCGAAUUAUCCCGUAGAAACAUCGCCAGUCCUGACAGAAAUAAACUUUCAGCAAGAUGACAGAGGUUCAGGCCUUUAUCCGCCGCAAAAUGGGAUGCAGUCAUCCUUUCACGCGAAUGAUUGUCGCGUUCCGGUGAUGUCAGAAGGCCACGCAAAUCUUCCCCAAUUUGGUAGACCUGAACAACCUGAUACAGAUAACCUUAUAUAUCCAUUUCCAACCAAUAUGAACGGUCACCUGAAUCCUUCAAACUCCUUUACAAACGGUGUAGGGAGGCAGGACAUUCCUGAACUACCAGUAAGUAUCGACAGCUUUAACAAACCAAUGCAAAAUGGUUCGGAUUUCAUUCCUGCCUUCCCCUUCCAAGAUGGAAGCCUUCGUUAUCCUUUUAAGCAGCAGUACCAUACUGGCCAAAAUGGAUUCAGUCCCGCGGAAAGAACGGGUGGUUUCCCAAAGGUAGCUGAUUGCGCUUCUACAAGUCACCUUGUUCACGAUUUUAAAGUGAACGCAGGUGUCCCAGGAGUACCAAGGCAAGACACGACUCUGUGGUUUUCAUCACCCGACAACGGUCAGUUGACUCCGGACGUGGACAUUCCUCCGAUUGAAGACGUGUUAAGUGUGGAUGACCUUACGCCAAGCUUGUGUGUGGAGCAUAUGGCUCCUUAUAGGAAUCCUGCAAAGUUCCAAAACGGCAACAUCAUGGACUCCGUGCAUACAGGGAAUGUGUUUCCUCCUCCGAACGGCAUUCACUUGAAUCAGCCCAUGGGUCAAAAUGUUCAAAAGCAAAACUUUCAGAAUACACCCGCAAAUGGCAAAAGCGUGGAUCCAACAGGUGGAAACAGCUUGCUGAAAAUGAUGCUCACCUCAUGAAUAGAAGUUUACACUGUAGUGGUUGUUCGCAUGAAGACAGAGGUGAUUGGAGACCCGUCAAUUAUCCCUCUAAGAUGUUAGAAAACCCAGUAAUGGCCUCUAAUGCUUCAUCUGCUAACAACUGCUCCAGUUUAAACCAGAGCUACAUGUAAGUGUGUGUUGUAAGGUAAAAGGAGCUGUUCAAGGUUGAAAGUGUACCGACGGUAGAAAUAUAUUGCAAAAGCUGCUUGGUGCUAUAAGUGUGAAACAGAACACAGCGAGGCUUCGGUUAAACUUAGCGAACAGCUCCGAUUUUCCAUCUGUGGCUCGAAUAUUUUGCUAAAGGUAUUGGAUACCUUAAGCCAAUUAUUUGUCGGAAGUUCGUCGAUAUUUCUCCGUUUACUGGCGGAAGUUUGUUUGUAGAACGUGGUGAGUCUGCGUGGAAUGUCUGGGAAGUUCGUCUGUGGUUAGUCUUUCGUUACAAGCUGAUAUGUAGUCGGUAAAAUGUCGGUCGUUUGUCGGUUAAAUGUCGGUAGUCUUUGGGUUGUUUGUCGGUAGAUUAAGAAUGCGGGUGAGUCGAUGAGGCGAUAGGUGGACGGUAAACAGGUCGGUAGAUUAUUGUCGUUGGGGAAAGAUGGAAGCCACUCGCUCAAAAACCACCACUCAGAGUUAUUUUCUAACAGUUUUUUUUUCUGAGGACAGUUCUGCGGAAUUCACUUUAGAGAUUUUAUGGCGCCAAAUAAUGAGAGGUAUGUUACAUGCAGCUUUCAUGUGGCUGACAGAGAGGUGGUCGAACAUUUAGGGCUUGACAUGCUGUAGUGUCCAGAAAAUGUGUGAAGUUAGACCGCUAUCCUGACGUUACUUCGAUAAAAAAACAAAUGUCUUUCUCGUUUUCUGGCCAGUGUAAGACUAACCAACAGAACAAAUUAUUUUGAUGUGCUGUAUUAAACUGAUUAAUGGAUAUCUUAAUAGGCAAA